Talaromyces marneffei is the source of this 936-nucleotide messenger RNA. RefSeq lists its product as uncharacterized. The record is from RefSeq and is a predicted model, not a curated record. Gene Ontology annotation, biological process: dTMP biosynthetic process. Gene Ontology annotation, molecular function: thymidylate synthase activity. The transcript has 2 exons. Bases 1 to 936 code for a protein of 311 amino acids. Gene Ontology annotation, cellular component: cytosol; mitochondrion. Lineage: Eukaryota; Fungi; Ascomycota; Eurotiomycetes; Eurotiales; Trichocomaceae.
AUGACUACACCGCACGAAGAAAACCAAUACCUCGAUCUCAUUCGUGAGAUCCUCGAUCACGGCGAGCGCCGACCAGAUCGAACAGGCACAGGAACCCUAUCGAUCUUCGCGCCACGACCAUUCAAAUUCCAACUCAACGAUAACGGACGCCCGAUCUUGCCUCUCCUCACAACGAAACGUGUCUUUCUCCGCGCCGUCAUCGCCGAACUCCUCUGGUUCAUCGAGGGUAACACAUCAUCCAUCGCGCUCAACGAAGUCGGCGUAAAGAUCUGGGACGGCAAUGGCUCUCGCGAAUUCCUCGACAAUCUAGGUCUGACUCACCGUGAAGUUGGCGACUUGGGCCCCGUCUAUGGUUUCCAAUGGCGCCAUUUCGGUGCGGAAUAUAAAGACGCAAAAGCCGAUUAUACGGGAGAAGGUGUUGAUCAGAUUGCCGACAUUAUACACAAGCUGCGCAACAAUCCGUAUGAUCGCCGGAUGAUUCUCACGGCCUGGAAUCCGAAGGAUCUGAAGUUGAUGGUUUUGCCGCCUUGUCAUAUGUUUGCGCAGUUUUAUGUCUCGUUUCCGGGACAGGGACUUGCGGAAACUACAUCUGAAAACAAACCGAAAGGUCAUCUUCAUUGUCAAUUAUAUCAACGGUCUUGCGAUAUGGGUCUCGGGGUACCGUUCAAUAUUGCCAGUUAUGCUCUACUUACGCAUAUGCUGGCUCAUGUUUGUGAUCUUGUCCCCGGCAGCCUUACGCAUGUCAUGGGAGACGCGCACGUCUACCUUGAUCACGUCGAUGCACUCAAGGUGCAAUUGGAGCGUGAGCCACGACCAUUCCCAGAGUUGGAAAUCACUCGUGAAAAGGGUGCAAGUAUAGAUGGUUGGAAGGCAGAGGAGUUUGUGGUCAAGGGAUACGACCCUCACAAAGCUAUUGCCAUGAAUAUGUCCGUUUAG